This is a messenger RNA of Nothobranchius furzeri (turquoise killifish), 2419 nucleotides long. NCBI's taxonomy places the organism in Eukaryota, Metazoa, Chordata, Actinopteri, Cyprinodontiformes, Nothobranchiidae. The record is from RefSeq and is a predicted model, not a curated record.
CUUAUCUUUUUCACAUCUCCCCUCUUUCCCAUCUGUUUUGUCCCUCCUCAUUUCCAUCCCACAGCUCCCUUUGUCCUCCCCUGUGCAACAGUGUGCAACCCCUCGUUCCUCACCAGACAGACAGAGAGCGAAAGCGGGAGUGAGCGAGACUGAGAUGAGCUGGAGAGGAAGAGGGAGCAGAGACGACCAAAUGCAUAAAGGGACACAGAGGAAUUGAUGAGAUGACAAUCACUCACAGAGGGAGAGUGUCUGAAGUCAUGUGAAGCUGGCAGGGUAUAGACAAAGGUAGCUUCAGAGUGCCAUUCAUUUCCUUCACACACACACUUUCUCUCUCUCUCUCUCUUACAUACACACACACACCCUUGAGCAGAAUCAGCCAAGCAGCGUGGGUGUGAGGCAGCAUGAGAAGUGAUAUCUGUACUUCCACACAUACAGCCGGCUGAUGGACUAACCUAAUCACCAGCGACACACUUCUACUGUGUGCACACUCGCUAACACAACUUAGAGGCUCGCAAACUCACUCACAAGACCCCAACAAGCAGAAGUCAACAUGGGUCUCGUGAUGGGAACCUUCUCCAUGCAGUCCAAGCAAGUGAGCUACCACAAAGACAAAGCUGACGAUGACUUGGAGAUGACCAUGGUGUGUCAUCGACCAGAGGGCCUCGAUCAGCUAGAGGCUUUGACCAACUUCAAUAAGAGAGAGCUCCAGGUGCUCUACAGGGGCUUCAAAAAUGAGUGUCCGAGUGGAGUUGUAAACGAGGACACCUUCAAGCAAAUUUACUCACAGUUCUUCCCACACGGAGAUGCCAGCACCUACGCACACUACCUGUUCAACGCCUUUGACACAGGAAGUACAGGAUCCAUCAAAUUUGAGGACUUUGUGACAGCUCUGUCCAUCCUGCUGAGAGGUUCGGUCACAGAGAAGCUUCAGUGGACCUUUAACCUUUAUGACAUCAACAGAGAUGGGCACAUAAACAAAGAGGAGAUGACGGACAUUGUCAGAGCAAUAUAUGACAUGAUGGGGAAGUACACUUACCCAGUUCUGAAGACUGAUGCACCCAAACAGCACGUGGACGCCUUCUUUCAGAAAAUGGACAAAAAUAGAGAUGGAGUAGUCACUCUUGAUGAAUUCAUCUUUUCCUGUCAGGAGGAUGAGAAUAUCAUGAGGUCUCUGCAGCUCUUUGAAAAUGUCAUCUAAACCACAAAAGGGAGGGAGAUGGAGUGACAGAUGGAACUGCAGACUGAGGGACGAUGGAGGAGAAGAAGGACAGGAAAACAACUUCACUUAUAAGAAAAUGGACACUAGGAGCUUUAAUUGGCACAUUUGGGUUUUGUAGUUUCUCAGAACUGCACCAAGGGCAUCUUGCAGCAGCAAACCCUCUCUGGUUUCAGAAACAUGUUCUCAAAACUUCCUGUGUUUUUCUGUGUGUCUAACUCGCCUCUGUCUCCUUUUGUUGCCAUUGUCAUGUUGGACUAUGUGUGAGAUUCACACCUCUGUGUAAAUAUGCCCCUCCCUCAUUUUGUCCACCAGAGCAGAAGUUCCUUACAUGUGACUACAUACUAGUUUGAACCUCUGCAUCGAUAAACUGAGCAGUUUGUGAAGCAAGUGGGACAGCAGCCCUCGUUGUAUUUAGUAUUCAAUGCAUAAGAAUUUGAUGGCGGUAUAUAUGCCUACAUCCCAGAGUCCAGGUCUGUGUGCUUCAUCUGUUUUCAGACGUCGACCUGUGAAGGUUUGAGACGGUUUUGUGAAAGCUUGCGACAGUCUUCUUGUGCGUUCACAUGUCGUCGAUGAGUUUAUGAAUGUUGUAGCGACUCAGCUGUUCUUCAGAUAUUUUAACUGUAGCUUUUCUGUGGCUUCUUCUUCUUCUCUCUGUCUGAGAUCUCGUCUGUCUGUCUGUGAUUAUUCUGCCUGUCAACUCAGCGGCUAAAUAACCCACGAACUUGUAACCAGAUAGGGAGCAACCUGAAUAUGCAUGUGUUUUCUGUGAAUGACGUCAUCAUGCAUCAGUGUUCAUGCUGGCAUGUAUUUGUGGUCCAGAUGAUGUAUUUUGGCAAGAAAUUAGAGUUUUGUCGUCAAAGAGCGACCAUCGUUUCACUGUGAAGAUGGAAGGAUGAAGACCUUUUCACUGAUUCUGGAGGAGAGAAAGCCAUGUUUCACCCAAGAGCCAUCAAUCCGAAGAAUGAUAAUAAAGGUUCAAGUAUUUGCUUUUACUCACUGUGCUACCAGUGUAGUCAUAAUAAUGAGCUGCAGCUCUUUUUAAACGUCACCCAGACAUUAAGUUCCUGAGAGAGACAGACAGGAAGACGGAGAAACAGACAGGCACCUAAAGCUGUCAGAAUUCAAAUUAUGUGUGUAUUGGAUUAUCGUAUAAAAAUAUUUAUCAAUUAACUUUUCAAGAAAUAAAAGUGAAACAAGCCA